Acaulospora morrowiae is the source of this 777-nucleotide messenger RNA. The record is from the annotation of a GenBank genome assembly. NCBI's taxonomy places the organism in Eukaryota, Fungi, Glomeromycota, Glomeromycetes, Diversisporales, Acaulosporaceae.
AUGCAGUGCAACGUUUGCAUUUUACAAACGGUUGUCCUUCAGUCUGUUCUUUCAGGUUUACGACCGGAAAUUAUAAUGGAAAUUUGUUCGCGGGCCUUAUCAUUUUGGACAUAUCAAACAACGCAAGAAUCAUGCUUUCAAGAGAUGAUGUACAAGAGUCUGGAAGAUAAGUAUGCACAACUGGAAAAGCAAAUACAAGGAGUAAUGAGGGAGGCUCAGGCUGAAAUCACGACGUUGAGAACAAAAGUCCAAGCAUUAACAAAGGAUAUGGAACUUGAAAAGCGAAAAACUCAUGAUUUAGCAGAACAGUUACAGGAGAAAGGAAGGCAGUUUUCAAAACUGCAGGCCAUGUAUGAUAAACUGAAGCGUCGAUCACUCGUGCACAAUACUACCAGUAAUGUUAUUACUGGUGGUGGAAAUGUGAACAUGCCUCAUUUACAGCAAACUGGAAUACAACGUUUAUACGGAGACAAUUUAGUGUCGAAUAGAACAACCAUCAACCAACCAUCAUGGAGCGCAGGCGGUGAAAAUACCCGUGAUACAUAUCACGAAAUUAAUAGAACACAGCAUCAAAUCUCACUACAAGAUUAUUCGUCCGUGAGAGAACCCAUUUCUUUUAAUUCCACCUUAGAUGGUGGCAGAAGGGUGGUUGACGGAAACGACAUGAAUAAUACUUUACGACAAAAAACAUCUUUCACACAAACAAGAACCCCUUUUACGAUGACAACGUCUAGUCCUGGUAUCAGGAUGGUGGCAUCUAACAAAGGCGCGAGGUGA